AUGCAGGCUUUCGUGAAAACCCUAACGGGGAAGACAAUCACUCUCGAGGUCGAGAGCAGCGACACCAUCGACAAUGUCAAGGCCAAGAUCCAAGACAAGGAAGGCAUCCUCCCGGACCAGCAGCGUUUGAUUUUAGCCGGAAAGCAGCUUGAAGACAGCCGCACCUUGGCCGAAUUUAACAUCCAGAAAGAGUCGACUCUUCAUCUGGUCCUACGAAUCCGCCGCAAGAUGCAGAUUUUCGUGAAAACCCUAACGGGGAAGACCAUCACUCUCGAGGUCGAGAGCAGCGACACCAUCGACAAUGUCAAGGCCAAGAUCCAAGACAAGGAAGGCAUUCCUCCGGACCAGCAGCGUUUGAUUUUCGCCGGAAAGCAGCUCGAAGACGGCCGCACCUUGGCCGACUACAACAUCCAGAAAGAGUCGACUCUUCAUCUGGUGCUGAGGCUCCGUGGAGGUAUCAUCGAGCCUUCCUUGAUGGCCUUGGCUCGCAAGUACAAUCAGGAGAAGAUGAUUUGCAGAAAAUGUUAUGCUCGUCUACACCCAAGGGCUGUCAACUGUAGGAAGAAGAAGUGUGGCCACAGCAAUCAGUUGAGGCCAAAGAAGAAGAUCAAGUAAAACUGCUCGAAGGUCUAGGCUUGAGUUUGAAGUUUAUAUUUUGGUUCUACCUUUUUUGAUAAAUCAGAAUUUGCUUUGUCCAAUAGUGGAAUCAUUGUAGUUUAUAUUAACCCUACUGGAUUUGGGAUGAAUUUCAUGUUUGAUAAUAUUCUACCAUAAACACUUUGACAAAUUUUUACGGUUCUUUAUUUUGUCA
Molecule: messenger RNA, 811 nt
Organism: Rosa chinensis
Lineage: Eukaryota; Viridiplantae; Streptophyta; Magnoliopsida; Rosales; Rosaceae
Product: ubiquitin-60S ribosomal protein L40
Exons: 7
Coding region: 1-615 (204 amino acids)
Biological process (GO): protein ubiquitination; translation; modification-dependent protein catabolic process
Cellular component (GO): ribosome; cytoplasm; nucleus
Molecular function (GO): structural constituent of ribosome; protein tag activity; ubiquitin protein ligase binding
Source: RefSeq, a predicted model, not a curated record